UAUGUCAUGAGUCACAACUGUAAUGAAUAAAUUAAAAUUCCUUUAUUUUGAACUCAGGUUUAAAAGCUUCGCUUCGGUUAUUUACAACAAACGUUACGCAGUGUAAAGACUUGUUUUAUGUGCAAAAUUUAUUCAGUCAUUUGAGGAGAAAAUACUAAAUACUUGCCAUGAAAUACUAGUAUAUAGGGGGAUUUAAGUACGCUAUACGGAAAUUAAUUAUAUCAAAGUGUUUGCAGUUCAAUAAUAACACGAAAAUAAAAAAAAAAACAUCAUGUGGGAUAAAUUUAUUUAUGUUUUUGUGAUUACUUUGUCAACGUACAUUUUAAAACAGCUUUUCUCAGAGACUCCUAAUUUUAUAAAAUACAAAUCGAAAUUCCUGAUAUUUUAUUUCACUGCUUCAGUGGUUUCAUUAAUUUUAAUGCCAUUCUUUGUAUUCAACCCGAAAAAUGUUAUGAAUUCAUUAUUUGGUACACAAAUAAUAAAACAUGUAACCAAAGUUAUUGAGGUCAAAUGGUUUCUGAGAAACGGAAAAGUUUUAGCUGAAGACAGGGGAGCUGUUAUUGUAUCCAAUCAUCAAUCUUCCCUUGAUAUUCUUGGUAUGUUUAAUAUUUGGCAUGUAGCUGUUAAAAUAGCAGCUAUUGCAAGAAAGGAAAUAUUCUAUGUAUGGCCAUUUGGAUUAGCAGCGUACCUUGCGGGAGUCGUAUUUAUAGACAGAAAUAAUUCUAAAGAUGCAUACAAACAACUUAAAAUUACAUCCGAUGUGAUGAUUAACAACAAGACAAAGAUAUGGGUGUUCCCUGAAGGAACAAGAAACAAGGACUUUACAACGCUAUUGCCAUUUAAGAAAGGUGCCUUCAACAUAGCAGUUGCUGCCCAAGUGCCAAUACUGCCAGUUGUCUUCUCACCUUACUAUUUUAUAAAUUCAAAGAAAUUCAUAUUCAACAAAGGUCACGCUAUCAUCCAGUGUUUAGAGCCAGUGCCAACUGAAGGAUUAACAAUGAACGAUGUCCCCGAACUCAUUGUUAAAGUACGGACCAUGAUGGAGAAUGCAUACAAGGAGCUAUCUAAGGAAGUGCUCAGUGCUUUACCCCCUGACUACCCUCUUGCGACAAUGGACUGAUGAUUUGUGAGUUAGAAUAUUUUUUUAUAAUGUUCUAUAGGUUUGAAUUAAUAUUUUUUGAGAUACAUUCUUAAUACCUUUUUCUUAGGAAUUCUCCUUUUCUAAUUGAUGAAGAUUUAAAUAUGCAGAUAGGUGAUUAGCAAAAUAUUUAGAAAGAGUU
This is a messenger RNA of Papilio machaon (common yellow swallowtail), 1280 nucleotides long. RefSeq names its product 1-acyl-sn-glycerol-3-phosphate acyltransferase alpha. Gene Ontology annotation, cellular component: membrane; endoplasmic reticulum. The transcript is spliced from 5 exons. Bases 272 to 1120 code for a protein of 282 amino acids. Gene Ontology annotation, molecular function: 1-acylglycerol-3-phosphate O-acyltransferase activity. Lineage: Eukaryota; Metazoa; Arthropoda; Insecta; Lepidoptera; Papilionidae. Gene Ontology annotation, biological process: phosphatidic acid biosynthetic process. The record is from RefSeq and is a predicted model, not a curated record.